AUGGGAAAGCGUCCCAGGCUUCCACCUAAUCGACUACAGCGCGCAGACGCCGCGGCGGCUGUGCGCGCUCUUAUGCAGCCGCUCCGAAACGCCCGCGCUGACCGUCUUCUCCGUGCACUGGGGGCCGAACUGUUCGUGGUGGUCGAGUAG
Messenger RNA from Penicillium soppii, 150 nucleotides. RefSeq lists its product as uncharacterized. The transcript has a single exon. The coding region runs from base 1 to 150 and encodes 49 amino acids. The record is from RefSeq and is a predicted model, not a curated record. Lineage: Eukaryota; Fungi; Ascomycota; Eurotiomycetes; Eurotiales; Aspergillaceae.